AUGCACUUUAACAACAACACCACCAGCCCAAGGAACAACAAUCUUUACUGUUCCGGACGUGGCUAUGGUCUUGGUCAAUCUAGCCUCUUGGGGAACGGCAAUGUUGGUUUACGUGACUCUGUUCCUUAUAUGAACCGGAGACCCAUGUAUGGUUUUUUGAGUCAAAACGAAUCCAACUUAUUGCCUAGGGGAUUUUCGAAUGGUAUUUUGAAUUUAACGGAGGAAGAAAGGAGAAGCGUCGCUGUGACACCUCAAGAGUCUCAAGCUCCUAGGUUUGGACAAUAUGGUACAUCGGGAAAUGUUUUGGGAAUGAACUCUAAUCUUAAUACUGAUACUGUGGGAGGUAAUUACGCUGGAAUUACAGCUAGUGGAAAUGGUGAUUUGUUUGGACCUGGUGAAGUAAGAGUUAAUGGUAAUGAUAAUGGCUCUUUUGGUGGAGUAAGAGUCCAUGGUACUAGCAAUAUCAUUGGUAAUGGUAAUGCCUCUCUUGGUGGAAUAGAUAUUCAUGGUACUGAUAAUGAGAAUGCAAAUGGCUGUUUUGGUGGAAUAGGAGUCUAUGGUAAUGACUCUCUUGGUGGAGUAAGAGUCCAUGGUACUAGUAAUAUGAAUGGUCAUGGUAAUGCCUCUCUUGGUGGAAUUGAUAUUCAUGGUACUGACAAUGAGAAUGGAACUGGCUUUUUUGGUGGAAUAAAAGUCUAUGGUAUUGGCUCUCUUGAUGGAAUAAGAGUUCAUGGUUAUGGUAAAGGAAAUGUUAACGGCUCUCUUGGUGAAACAAGACUUCAUGGUAUUGGUAAUGGUAAUGGAUAUCUUGGUGAAACGUUUGGAGCCAAGAAUUGGAAUUUCAAUAACAACAUGAGUAACCAUGAAAGUUCAUCUUCGAGUUUUCCUUCUGCAAUGUCAUCAUUCUUAAACGAUGGGGAUCAGUCACAUAUGAAUUUCACUGCGCAAACUGAUAAUGUGGCUCUUGUCCAAGAAAAUCCAAGCAUGUUAAAUGAUCAUUAUGGCACCAACGGGAUUUUUAGCGAUACAAUUGACUCACAGUUUCAGCAUCAAGAUAAAGUGAGUGGUGAAAAUCUUGGGCUGCCUACUUAUCAUGAUCUUGCUAAAAUGAAGGGAAAGCUAGUUGUUAAUCCCCUUGAAGACAUUGAUAACUGGAGUUUUAAAAAUCAUCAAGAUAAAGUGAGUGGUGAAAAUCUUGGACUGCCUACUUAUCAUGAUCUUGCUAAAAUAAAGGGAAAACUAGUUGUUAAUCCCCUUGAAGACACUGAUGACUGGAGUUUUAAAGAUCAUCAAGAUAAAGUGAGUGGUGAAAACCUUGCGCUGCUUACUUAUCAUAAUCUUGCUAAAAUGAAGGGAAAGCAAGUUGUUAAUCCCCUUGAAGACACUGAUAACUGGAGUUUUGAAAAUGAGGACCCAUGCGCUGAAUACCUGACGGACUGGUGA
Molecule: messenger RNA, 1443 nt
Organism: Microthlaspi erraticum
Lineage: Eukaryota; Viridiplantae; Streptophyta; Magnoliopsida; Brassicales; Brassicaceae
Source: the annotation of a GenBank genome assembly